Messenger RNA from Salvia splendens (bonfire salvia), 810 nucleotides. RefSeq lists its product as uncharacterized. The transcript has 3 exons. NCBI's taxonomy places the organism in Eukaryota, Viridiplantae, Streptophyta, Magnoliopsida, Lamiales, Lamiaceae. The record is from RefSeq and is a predicted model, not a curated record. The coding region runs from base 1 to 810 and encodes 269 amino acids.
AUGACUAUAGCAGCUCCAACACUAGAAAGUGAUCAAGACCUAAUUACUGUAUUAAGAUAUCGGAGAAUCCAUGCACAAACACCCCCACUGUGUGAUGCCUACACCAACCCCAAUAAUGUGUUGGCGCUUGAUCAAGGCAGCUGCAGCUCCUCCGAUGGCAGCCAUAUCAGCCACCAGAGCUUCUCCUUCCAAGGAAUUGACGAUCACCACCAAAACCUCUUCUUCAACGACGCCGGCACCUCCACUUCCUCUUCGAAUUACGCCUGCUUCAACGAUAAUCCGCAGGAUUACUACAGCAGCAUCGAGGAGAUCAAGGAGCUCAUCACGAUCAACGACGGCAGCGGAUUAUCCCAAAUUAGGGAGGAUGUUCAGGAGGAACACACUCCGAAGGCGGCGGAGGACCGUGAGGACGGCGGCCGUCAUCCAUACACACAAGCAGAGACGAUGACUCUAUUCGACGCUUGGAUCGGCACGUCGAACGAUCCCAUCCUCGGGAAUCAACAAACCCGAAAGUAUUUUUGGGAUAAGGUCACCAACGUAUACAACGCAAAAAAGCCGACGGGGGCCUUCAGCCGCAACAUGAAGAUGCUCCGCGCUCAUUUUGAGCGAGCCGACAGAGAUGUCAAAAUAUUUUGUGGGAUCUACAAGAGGGAAGCGGAGCAAUACCAAAGCGGAGCCAGUGGAUCCGACAUGCUGAGAGCGGCUUUGCAUGUCUUCAAAUCCGACACCGGCAAAGAUUUCAAAUUUCCCAAUGGGGCUCCUCCGGUACACACGUCGGCCGCAAGGGUACAAGGCGGCGAAGGCGGCUAG